AAAAGUAGUAAGGUGGCCUGAGUAGAGCAAGUCGUAGUUGGGUAACAUAUUGUAUUUAUUUAGCAUAUAUCCUUUCUCCUUAACUUAUCCCUCGGCAUAAUGAUAUAAAUAAUAAUCAUUCCCUCAAUGGUGAUAUUUUUUAAUACUUUAAAACUGUACUUUGAAAAUCUUCAACGAUGGAGAACAAUCGUCGUUCACAACCUCUAUGUGCUGUCUAUAGUGGUCUUCACCCCAAAAAAGUUCCUUCAACCAUCAUCAUACCUCGCACCGCCGAAGGCAAUCUAGUUCCCCUUGAUAAUUCCACAGCAGCCCAUCGAACCGCCACCUUGCGUCAAUUAAGCAACUCCCAGCCAUCCGCACGUCGUCAAUACGGCGCAGGCGGUGACCUGUCGCUCAUCAAGAGCACAACCGGGGUCUACUCCCAACCCGUUGUCGUCCGCACUUAUUCGAGCACCAAUACACCCUCAUCCACAAGGGGUCAGGUGUCCGUCCCGGCCACUCCAACGUCCAAUGGGUACUCCUGGCGUCCUAGCCGCGAUGUUAUAACCCCGAACAUAACCCAUAAGGGAAAUGAAAAAUCCCGUGUUGCAGCCGACCUCAAACUUCCUUCUCUUCAAGCUUUUACCUUUAAAGGUAUCAUGGCAGACAUACAGGAGGAUGUAAUUAUGGAUUUGGAUCAAAUCGCCGAAAUCUGUGCAGGUUCUAGAUUCUCUCUAAGCGACCAGUACGAAGUCCAUAUAACGACUCCGACUUCUCGGGUUGGAGCCAAUAGGCCUUCGUCUACACCAUCUUUAGGGUCUCAUACUCCUGCGCAGUCGAUACUGCAGGCGAUGGCGGAUAGCGAUGAAUGCAUAAGUGUGAUGCGAAAGAGGCGCAAGGGUGCUACGCGACAAAGGAAUACUACUGCUGGGACUCUAGAGACAAUUAUAAGUUCGAGCCAAUCCUCUAACAACGGGUCAGUCAAGCGUUCGGUACGAUGAUAGCCCUCGCAUGUUUCGGAGCUAGGGUAUAGAUAUUGUAGUGGUGCGGUGGGACUAGGCUACGUAGCCUUUCCGAUGAGUAUUUAUAUGGGUCUCGCACUCAGAUUCUCAUCGUUUAACCUUAAUCCUAGAGACCUCCUGGUAGACCUCCAUAGCAGGAAUAUUACUCUUUUCAAUAUUCCUCCAAUUGCCAUCAUUCUCUAGUCUUCUUUUCG
Durotheca rogersii is the source of this 1195-nucleotide messenger RNA. RefSeq lists its product as uncharacterized. Lineage: Eukaryota; Fungi; Ascomycota; Sordariomycetes; Xylariales; Xylariaceae. The record is from RefSeq and is a predicted model, not a curated record. Bases 177 to 980 code for a protein of 267 amino acids. The transcript has a single exon.